ACCGACCUGGUCUUAGGUUGAGAAUCGGGUUGUGCCAUCCGCGGCUUUCUCUCCGCGCAUGAAGGAGCCUGAAACCUCCGAAGCUGCCACUCGUCUUCUUCUUGAAGUGGCGUUGGUUCUUUUGGGCCGAUAUGACACAGGCUCAGGAGGGCCUUGUGGGCCCUGCGGACGCUGAGCCGAGCUGGGAGGAGGUCCAAGGAUUGUUCCGCAGCAUGGGCUGCGGGAGGCUGUUGCAGCGCCUGGACCACCUGCGAGGCUUCCUGGAGGACCACCGAAGUCUGCUGUGGGAGCGCCGGGGCCAGGAGCGCAAAGUGGUGAAGUACCGCCAGGAGGUGCUGAAGUACAAGGAGCAGCUGGAUGAGAAACUCCACGCCGAGUCCCAGGCCGUGGAGGCGGAGCAGCGCAGACUGGACGCGGAGCGUCAGCAGCUGGAAGCCGACCGCCAGGACCUGUCGAGGCUGAGAGGCAGCCUGAAGAAGAGGCAGCAAGAGCAGGACGAGCAGGCAACAAAGCAGCGGAAGACCCAGGAAGACUUAAGUAAGGCUUUUGAGACGCUGGCCCAAAAGCAGAUGGAGCUGCGGGAGCUGAGCGACCAGAACCAGCAGCUCAGAGCACGUCUCGACCACUUGGAGCUGGGCUCGGACGAGGAGCCCGCGGCUGAAGAACGACUUCCGCCUCCACGGGUAGAAGCCGCUGGCCCGCGAACCGUGACGGCCCACGGCCGUGCGGAGGAGCCCUACGUUGACGUUGACUGGGACGAGCCAGAUCUGGGCAGCUUUCUGAUGAACCCUUCGGCCAAUGAGUUUGUGCCGGGGCCGAUGUCCAUGGGCUGGGCAGGAGGUGCGCGAGGCUCCAUCGCUUAGGGCCUCAGGCUGAGCCGGGCCUUGAGCGGACAGCCGCUGGAGCGAG
Molecule: messenger RNA, 909 nt
Organism: Effrenium voratum
Lineage: Eukaryota; Dinophyceae; Suessiales; Symbiodiniaceae
Source: the annotation of a GenBank genome assembly